AUGCCACUCCCCCGAACCCGCAUCGCAUCCCUCAUCACCCUGCCUCUCCAAACCCUACGAACCCAAAUACGCCCAACCACACCUCGACCACUCCAAAAAACGCAACCAAUUCGCCCAAUCUCCAUCAGCGGCGCCUAUAACAAACUCUUCAACAAAUGGCGCGGCGUGCCCCCCCAGGAACACGCCGUCGACCGCACAAAGCACAACGCCGACACCACAGACCCCGAGACCAAAGCCUCCGGUCUAGGCAUGUCAGAGCGAGAUCGGAAAGAGGGUGUUGCGGAUCGGUCGCAGAGCCAGGCGACGACUGAGCGCGGGGGUUCGGGGUAUGGGCGGAAGGCGAAGGAGGAGCAUCCGAGGGCACCGGAGCCAGUUAUUGGGAUGAAUGAUGAGAGGGCUCAGAGGGGACAAUGA
Messenger RNA from Aspergillus chevalieri, 414 nucleotides. RefSeq lists its product as uncharacterized. NCBI's taxonomy places the organism in Eukaryota, Fungi, Ascomycota, Eurotiomycetes, Eurotiales, Aspergillaceae. The coding region runs from base 1 to 414 and encodes 137 amino acids. The transcript has 2 exons. The record is from RefSeq and is a predicted model, not a curated record.